This is a messenger RNA of Cercocebus atys (sooty mangabey), 3472 nucleotides long. RefSeq names its product cytidine and dCMP deaminase domain containing 1 (gene CDADC1). Gene Ontology annotation, biological process: dUMP biosynthetic process; dTMP biosynthetic process. Gene Ontology annotation, cellular component: cytoplasm. The coding region runs from base 196 to 1743 and encodes 515 amino acids. Gene Ontology annotation, molecular function: dCMP deaminase activity; zinc ion binding. The transcript has 10 exons. Lineage: Eukaryota; Metazoa; Chordata; Mammalia; Primates; Cercopithecidae. The record is from RefSeq and is a predicted model, not a curated record.
CGCCGCAGCCCCGCCUCUCUAUGACGUCACACGAGGAGCCCUGAAGUGGCGGUCAAGCUUGAGGCGUCAUCUGGCUGCGCCUAGUGGGCCAUUGCCUUACAGUUGCUGAGAGGAGGCGAGAGGCGGGGACGCUAAGGCCAAGAUCAUGUCUGACUGGGAGAGGUUUCCUUGGCAGCAGAGGACGCUAGGUUUGGGAUGAAAGAAGCUGGGCAGAUGCAAAAUCUGGAGAGCGCGAGGGCCGGGCGGUCAGUUAGCACCCAGACUGGCAGCAUGACCGGUCAGAUACCAAGACUUUCUAAAGUCAACCUUUUCACUCUGCUCAGCCUCUGGAUGGAGCUUUUCCCAGCAGUAGAAGCCCAGAGGCAAAAAUCUCAGAAAAAUGAAGAGGGAAAGCAUGGACCCUUAGGAGAUAAUGAAGAGAUGACCAGAGUAUCUACUGACAAAAGACAGGUAAAGAGAACUGGUCUUGUGGUGGUGAAAAACAUGAAAAUUGUUGGUCUCCACUGUUCUAGUGAAGAUUUACAUGCCGGGCAGAUUGCUCUUAUUAAACAUGGGUCAAGGCUGAAAAACUGUGAUCUUUAUUUUUCCAGAAAACCAUGUUCUGCUUGUUUGAAAAUGAUUGUAAAUGCUGGAGUUAACCGAAUUUCUUAUUGGCCUGCUGAUCCAGAAAUAAGUUUGCUUACGGAGGCUUCUAGUUCUGAAGAUGCAAAGUUAGAUGCCAAAGCAGUGGAAAGAUUGAAGUCAAACAGUCGGGCCCAUGUGUGUGUCUUACUUCAACCUUUGGUGUGUUAUAUGGUGCAGUUUGUAGAGGAGACCUCUUACAAAUGUGACUUUAUUCAAAAAAUUACAAAAACAUUGCCGGAUGCUAACACUGACUUUUAUUAUGAAUGUAAACAAGAAAGAAUAAAAGAAUAUGAAAUGUUAUUUUUGGUUUCAAAUGAAGAAAUGCAUAAGCAAAUACUGAUGACUAUAGGUUUGGAGAACCUGUGUGAAAAUCCAUACUUUAGCAAUCUAAGGCAAAACAUGAAAGACCUUGUCCUACUUUUGGCCACAGUAGCUUCCAGUGUGCCGAACUUUAAACACUUCGGAUUUUACUGUAGCAAUCCAGAACAGAUUAAUGAAAUUCACAAUCAAAGUUUGCCACAGGAAAUUGCAAGGCACUGCAUGGUUCAGGCCAGGUUAUUGGCAUAUCGAACUGAGGAUCAUAAAACAGGAGUUGGGGCAGUCAUUUGGGCAGAAGGGAAAUCUAGAAGUUGUGAUGGAACAGGUGCCAUGUACUUCGUAGGAUGUGGUUACAAUGCUUUUCCUGUUGGAUCUGAGUAUGCUGACUUCCCACACAUGGAUGACAAGCAGAAAGACAGAGAAAUACGGAAAUUCAGAUACAUCAUACAUGCGGAACAGAAUGCUUUGACAUUUAGGUGUCAAGAAAUAAAACCAGAAGAAAGAAGCAUGAUUUUUGUGACAAAGUGCCCAUGUGAUGAGUGUGUACCUUUAAUUAAAGGUGCAGGCAUAAAACAAAUCUAUGCAGGAGAUGUAGAUGUUGGAAAAAAGAAGGCAGACAUCUCUUACAUGAGGUUCGGGGAGCUUGAAGGUGUUAGCAAAUUUACAUGGCAGCUGAAUCCAUCAGAAGCUUAUGGUCUUGAACAAAAUGAGCCUGAAAGGAGAGAAAACGGUGUGUUGAGACCCAUCCCACAGAAGGAAGAGCAGCACCAGGACAAGAAGCUGCGCCUUGGAAUCCACUAAGAAGGACUGUCUACACUGCAGGGGAACCUCAAGAACUUUUCAUUGCACUUCUAAAAUUCAGCCUUGUUCAUUCAGAAAAUAAGGAUGGAUUUUGUGAAUAAUUGCAAAGAUUUUUUAAGGAAGCUAAUUUAUUUCUAGGAUACAAAUGGUGUUAAUAAGAAUAUUUGUCUUUUAGAUUUAUGUGUGGGUUUUCCAUAAUGUAGUAGUGUGUUAUUUUAUUACACAAAAUGAGGGAGCAAUAACUUAAACCAAUGUAAACAGCAACAGGGACUGAUUUCUAUUUAUCUUGACUUUAUAUUAGCCAAUUUGAAAGGGUCUGCUUCACAGGAGGUCAUGCCUCUGCAGGGAAUCACACACCUUUUGAGAAAUAUUAAUUCUUUUGAAUUACAAGAGUGACAGUUAGUAAACUGCUCCAGGGAAAUAAAUGUCAUCUUUUAAGAGUCAAUGUAUAGCAAACCAAAAGGUCACAUUUAUACCCAAAGCUUUCUAGUAAUCAGAAUUUACUUAAUUAGAAUUGACUCAUAAAAAUAAAGUUAGUGGACUUGGUCUCCAUUUUUAAAGUAUAUUUUGUAAAUGUUAACUCUGUGGUCCUGUUUAUUACAGAGUUUGGGUAGCAAUAGGAAGACAGUGUUAUUCUGAGACAGUGUCACUGCUUGAUAUCACUGACUCUUGAAAUCACUAACAGUGAACCUCAAAUUUGGUUAUGAUGCUAACAGAGAAGAAAUAUUUGAGUCUGGACUAUUGAAACUAGCCUUCCUAGAAUUCCAUUAAUAAAUGCUGCUCCCCCAUAUAAUCUUUCCUUCUGUAAAAUUAACACAGGUUGUCUCAUGGCAUUGAUCUUCAAAAGGAAGAGCCUUUUAAAAACAUUUACCAACCUCGAGAAUAAAUACUGAAAGUCUUGAAAGUAUGGUAAUUUCAGCUAUUCCAGAUUGCUGUCUGUGAUUUCUUACAUUUUUAUUUGCUGAGAAACGUUCAGAAAAUUAUUCCAAAAAUGAGGGUACAUGUUCUGUUCUCUCCUAGGUUAGAGAGGGAGUGGCCUGGGAUGCUUCAUGAGAAAUGGCUCCCUGGAUCUGUGGUGGUCAGGUUUGCCUCUGCUUUUGUUCCCUGCCUUUCCACAACAUCACAUGGCCUCACUGGGCUUCCUACCAGUUUCUCAGAAUUACACGCAGGACCAUCCAAACAUGGGCUCCGUGCCAGGGCUGUGACUGCAGCCUGUGUAGGUCCAUGGGGAGUUCAGAGUCAUCAUACAAGGCAGCCAAGAACUGCCAUAAACACUACACAGAUGGAGGGCAUGAGAUAGGACGGGAGACGAGGCGAGGUACACUUAGAGGUAACUAAGGCUAGUUUGAAAACCAUGAGUUAAGAUAUUCUUAUCCGUAUAAAAACACUGAGAUAGCUUACCUCCCAAAUUGCUUUAUUAUAUUAACUCUCAUGCUUCAGCUCUUGGAUUUGUUGUUUCUUACUAACCUGUCAUGUACACCAAACAUUUUAUAAAUCAAUCAGUAAAUAUUUUGUAAGACCCAAUAGCCUGGCAUACUGCCAGGUCUGUGGAUUUGCCUGUUGGGCAUUGGGAUGGGAUAUGAGAGGAAGAAGCAUACAAGUGGGAAAAACUGUGAUUAGAAAGGGAAAACUAGGCAUUUCCACAGUAUUAUUAAGAGAGUCAUGAUAAUGCCAUUUUUUUUUUCUAUACAACUGGUCAGAUUUCAAUAAAUAAUCAUUGACGGUUUAC